Molecule: messenger RNA, 1851 nt
Organism: Pestalotiopsis fici W106-1
Lineage: Eukaryota; Fungi; Ascomycota; Sordariomycetes; Amphisphaeriales; Sporocadaceae
Exons: 1
Coding region: 1-1851 (616 amino acids)
Cellular component (GO): cytoplasm
Molecular function (GO): oxidoreductase activity
Source: RefSeq, a predicted model, not a curated record
AUGAAAAUUACAAUCGUUGAUUUCUUGUCUGACGACGUUUUGUCGGGCGUCGUUUCGGACAACAUCGUGUACAGGCCUGAUAUGAAGCUACGCAGUCCAUCGGUUGUCCUUGGUGUCCUGCAAAGAUCUUCCUCUGAUGCUCUCAUAUCCAGCACGGAAUUCAAUCGAAAUCAUUUCUCACAGUGGAGGUCGGGACUGACCAAGUACAUGGUCCAUGUCCGCGUUUCUUCGGACCCCAGUCAGCCACAGACCUUUACCGAAAGCCUUGGGGAUGGGUUUAUUGUCGCAUCUAUUACUGCCUCGAAUCAGCUCAAGGCCUAUGUUUCCGCCCUUGAGGUUUUGGAGCGAUUGUCAGUAGAUCAACUCGCUCUAAACACUGGGUUUUACCGCCCAUUGGGGCUGGCACUCCAGCGUGAAGUGCUUGUGGUCGGCGCCGGCAUGGUCAACCUUGUUACAGCUUACUGGCUCACUGAGCAGGGCUGGAAAGUUCGUGUUGUGGACGCUGCUCCUGAUCCGUCGUCUCAAGCUCCGUGGAUGUCUUUCGGGUGCAGUCAUGGCGGCGACGCUGCACGAAUGUUUACGCUGUCAGAGAUGGAUAACUACAACGACCGCACACUCUCUACUACGAUGAAUGGCUGGUUUAACAGCGAUGUCGCUUCCCUGGGCUGGAGAGCUUGCAAGCUGGAUUCACUGACGCCAGAGGAGCAGUCCUGGAUAUCGGACUACGAAGUUGUACCUCCGUGGCUUGCCAAUCGCUACAACGAGGAUAUCUUCUCGCUAAGCCGGGAUAGCAGGGUGAGCUGGGAACAGUGGCAAGAACGCGAACCCGACUUAUUCUCCGCUUGCGAGACGCGCCGAGACAUUCUGCGGCUAUACUCUGAUCCUCAGCACCUACGCGAAGCCAUUGAGCGCCAAAACCGUAUUGGCGCCACGAUACGGGUACUUUCGCCUCAGGAGAUCUGCACUUACGAGCCAGCUCUGAGCGAUGCCGUUCUUUCCGGAGCCAUUGCUGGAGGCAUCAUUGUCCUUGGGUUCACCGUCAACGCCCACAAAUUCAUGCUUCAGCUGAUAGGCCGCAUGGUGGCGCAAGGUGUGACUUUUGAGUGGGACACCCGCUUUGAUCGUAUAUUGUUUGACCAGAGUGGAAAUGUUGAAGGUUUGGUCUGUGCGGAUCAAGUCGUCCAGGCGGAGAACUAUGUCAUUUCUCCUGGCGCGUACGGCCGCAACCUUCUCGAGGGCACACGAUGCGAGGCACGGAUUCAUGGUGUCCUGGGCGCUUGGCUGCGGCUCCCAAACCUUGAACCUCAACUUGAGCAUUCCUUGAAGCUUGCCAGGAAGGGACAUGUGACAGAAGACGCCAACGUGACGGUCACAACCGAUCUCAACGGCGCGCCGAUCUUGAUCCUCGGUUCUGGAUACGGUUACACAGGCGUCGAUCCUUUCAAUGUGGACGAAGUUCUACUGCAGAAGAUCUACGAUGGCUUGAUUGAUACGGCCCAAAAAUUCUUCCCGCGGUCGUAUGAAGCAAGCGACGCCACUGGGACCCUGGCAGCCAGCCUCAAGUAUUGCGUGCGCCCCUGGACAUCGAACGGUCUAGGUUUGUUCGAGAUGCGGUCUACCGCUAUUGGGGGCAGAUUCAUCAUCACAGGAGGACAUAAUACUGGUGGCUUUGCCCAGUCACCGGUUAUUGCAGAUGCUGUUGUUGCCGGUCUGGAGGGAAAGACCCACAAUAUGCACAAGUACUACCAUCCCGACCGAGCGAUGAAUUUCCUUGACCGUAGCCAUACAUUGGCAACAGAGUUUGACAGCAAUAUGGCUUCGUUGCCGCUUACACCUGGUACUACUCCAUAG